This is a messenger RNA of Marmota monax (woodchuck), 993 nucleotides long. RefSeq names its product putative gustatory receptor clone PTE01. Gene Ontology annotation, molecular function: G protein-coupled receptor activity; olfactory receptor activity. The transcript has a single exon. Gene Ontology annotation, biological process: G protein-coupled receptor signaling pathway. The coding region runs from base 1 to 993 and encodes 330 amino acids. NCBI's taxonomy places the organism in Eukaryota, Metazoa, Chordata, Mammalia, Rodentia, Sciuridae. Gene Ontology annotation, cellular component: membrane. The record is from RefSeq and is a predicted model, not a curated record.
AUGAAUGCUGCUCAUUUGUUUCCUUUUUCCCACCCUGUUUUCUGUCAAAGAUGUCCCAGCAUUAUAGAUGCACUAAAUGUAACAGCCAUCUUAGAAUUCCAACUCCUGGGAUUCUCAGAGGAUCCAGACCAGCAACCAAUCCUCUUUGGACUGUUCCUGUUCAUGUACCUGGUCACUAUUCUUGGGAACCUGCUCAUCAUCCUGGCAGUGAGCUCUGACUCCCACCUCCACACCCCCAUGUACUUCUUCCUCUCCAACCUGUCCUUGACUGACAUAUUUUUCAUUUCCACCACAGUCCCAAGAAUGAUUGUGAACAUUAUAACUCACAGUAGAGCCAUCUCCUAUGUGGGUUGCCUGACACAGAUGUCCUUUUUUAUCAUUUUUGGAUGUACGGAUGGUAUGCUUCUGACUGUGAUGGCCUAUGACCGUUUUGUGGCCAUCUGUCACCCCCUGCAUUACUUAGUCAUCAUGAAUCCUCGCCUCUGUGGCUUCUUAGUUUUUAUGUCUUUGUUGUUUAGCAUUUUUGUAUCCCAGAUUCACAUUCUGAUUGCAUUAGAGUUUACCAGCUUCACAGAGGUGGAGAUUUCUAAUUUCUUCUGUGACCCUGCUCAAGUUCUGAGUCUUUCCUGUUCUGACAGUUUCUUUGGUCUCAUUAUCAAGUAUUUUAUUGGUGCCAUCUAUGGUUUUUUCCCAGUCUCAGGGAUCCUUUUCUCUUACUAUAAAAUAGUUUCCUCCAUUCUGAGGAUCCCAUCCUUGGGUGGGAAGUACAAGGCCUUCUCUAUUUGUGGGUCUCACCUGUCAGUUGUUUGCUUAUUUUAUGGAACAGGAAUUGGAGUCUACCUUGGUUCAGCUGUGUCAUCCUCCCCCAAGAAAGAUAUGGUGUCUUCAGUGAUGUACAGUGUGGUCACUCCCAUGCUGAACCCCUUCAUCUACAGCCUGAGGAAUGAGGAUAUUAAAAGUACCCUUAGGCGGCUCCACAGUAGAACAGUCUAA